Molecule: messenger RNA, 2148 nt
Organism: Adelges cooleyi (spruce gall adelgid)
Lineage: Eukaryota; Metazoa; Arthropoda; Insecta; Hemiptera; Adelgidae
Product: dentin sialophosphoprotein
Source: RefSeq, a predicted model, not a curated record
AUACCUGACCCGGUUUCGUCGGGCCGGAACAAGCACAACGGCGGCGGCCGCGGUAAAUCCGCCGCGCUCGCCGCAGUGCAGUUCCUUCCACGAGAGACGAAUUCAAGGCGGUUUUUCGACGUUGUCCGACGCGUCCGGCCAGUAGUAGUAUACCUAACACGCCUGAAGUAAAACGGAAAAAAUAUACACAUAUCAUAUUUCGUAUUUUGUUUACCUCAAGCAGGGUGCGUUUUUCCGAACCCAGGUGACCCAUUCCACCUCCCCCCUCUGUGGAAUACGGUGGUACCGAAGUUAUCCGGCAAUUGGCGAUAGACGACAAAGAAAAUGCGACUUUCGGUCGUAUUCGAGCUUUUGCUGAUCUUUCUGAUCAUUGCAUUUGCCGCCUACGGUAGAGUCGUUCCAGAAAACAAAGACGUGUGGCGGACCAGUUUGAACAGCGUCAAAGAGCAUUUAAAACAUAUGGGCCAAGCCAGGCAAGCGGCAUCUGCUCCGGCUCCUCCCAAUCGGUACUGCGCUUGUUCCAACCUGAUGUGCAACUGUUGCCGGGACUUUUCACUGCCGGUUGUUCCCAUCCAAGGGCCAGGUUGCGCUUCUCUGAAGUAUUUGAAAGGCGACCAAAUGGCGGUGACGAUGAGCUUCGGCGACAAGGUGUUGCGCAACACCACCAUAUCCGGGAGAAAGCCAAAGCCGGUGUGCAUGAAUUUGCCGGGCGGCAUAUCCAAGUUCUGCGGCCGGGUGUACGGGAUCUCGCGGGACGGCGACCAGUUCAAAGCGUGCCUGGGCCUGGAGCUCAGGGCGCUGGACGACGUCGAGGCGGCGUUGCGCGUGUCGUGCUUCCGGUUCGGGCCGCAAGGCAUGAAGGUCGAGCCCGCGCAGCCGCUGCCGGCCACCGCGUCGUUACAGGGCGAGGACGAGGACGACGAGGACGAGGACGACGACGACGACGACGAUGACGACGAUUACGGUCUGGGAGACGGCGAGGAAGAGGAAGAGGACGACGACGACGCGGCCGAAGAGGAAUCCGAGAACGACGUCGAGUCGUCCGGCAGCGAUUACACGGGAUUCAGCGCGUUGAGCACCGACUUCUUGGACAGCCUGUUCGGCGGAGGCGGCGCCGCGGCCACCGAGGAAGAAGACGCGGCGGCGGCGGCGGCCGAGACCGUCAAGCCGUCCACGGCCAAGCCGGCGACGGCGCCGUACAAGACCAAGGCGACCACGCCCAGUCCCACUAGCCAGCUGACGGAGAAGCAGGCGAGCGCCGAGUCCGUCACGUCCACGUCGUACACCGUCAGCGUUGUCCAAGACAACACGGCCGCGUCCGCCGAAGCGUCCACCGUGACGGCGCUCGACGACACCCCGACGGACCGCGUCGAGACCGUGCCCACUCCUUCGCAGUCGGCGGCGUCCACGUCGGCCACCGACACCAAGGACAAGGACUACGACGACGACGACGACGACGACGACGAUGACGACAACGACGACGACGAGGACGGCGACAUCGUGUCGGACAUAAUCGAGUCGGCCGCCGACGUGGUGGGCAUGUCGGACGCCAAAAAGAACAGCACGGGCACGACCAAGGCGGCGGCCGCGGUUACCGAGGCAGCCACGUCGCCGACGACGUCGGACGCCGCGGUGGCGGCCACCACCAACAACGCGCCGUCGGGCAAAGACACCGAGGACGACGACGACGAAUCGGAGGAAGACGACGACGACGACGACGACGAGGACGACAAGUUCAAGAGGAGUUUCGGACAACAACAGCAGCUCAUGCCCGUGGCCAUCGUGCCCAACGACAGGCGGGGCCGGACGCACAGACGGAUGAGGCUGUCCGUGGCGGACGCCGACGAGACGGCCAUACAUUUCAUGAAGAAAGUAUGAUCCGGGUUGGCUCGCAAAAAACGUUUAGGUUGUACAUAGAAAAAAAAAAAUUAUUUAUUUGUUUAAUUUAUUAAUUUAUUUUGGAAAUAAAUAAGACGACUAUUUAUUCUUACGAUAUAUAUCGUGUACCGCGAGUACGCUUUGUAUAAAAAAAAAAAAAUGUUCACUCCGAUUAUUUAUUUACAUUUCCGUUGUAGCUCAUAUUGAUCGCGCCCACUACACACGUGUACAUAUACAUGAUAAUUAUAAAUAAAUAUUUUAUGAUAAAAA